CUGACUACUUGAGCGUGCCGCCUGUGCAGAGUUUACAGCCGCGCGCUGCCACCACAGGACAUGAUUUUAUGCUGCCACUGCAACCUAAACUGCUAGCUGCCUUAGAACACAAAGACCAUCAUUCUAUACAGUUGGCGCCACAACACUUGCCUGGCGCCGAUGGCAAUCACAACGGUGUUCAAUCACAUCACUCCCCAACGCCCUACCACAUUACUGGCGCCCAUUAUUGUGGUGGCAGCAGCGCAGACAACAUCAGUGGCAGUCACGCGGCUAGUCGGUCAGCGUUAAAUGUGCCGCCCACUAUCAGCGUGGCCUCGGCGCAAAUGCCACCUGGCGUACGCACACCUAACCUCAAUAUACGUGCUGCGCAAAUUUUGGCCGCACAGCAAAUGCGUGAAGCAGCAGCCGCCGCCGCUGGUCAUCAUGGGAGCGCGCACCACGCCGGCAGCUGUAAUAUAACGAUUGCGGUCAACGAUGGUAGCUGCAGUGGUGCAGCGCUGGACAUGGAGAAACCGUACAUGGAAAACCAACAACAUCAACAAACACAAUGCUCACCACAAUGUGCGCAAAGCCCAAGGCAACAGCAGCAGCAACAACAACAGCAGACACAACAUCAGCAUCAGCACCAGCGCCAGCAACCACACCAUCGCCCACCGCCAAAAGUGACGCUGCUCGACGAUGGCUGCAGCAGUGAUUAUGCGAAUGCGACUGAUGAGGGGGAGAAUGACUACGAAAGUCGUAAUGGCAGUGUUAAUGAGUAUACAAAUGGUGAUGGAGAUGGUGAUGAUGGCAGCGACUGCGGCGGGAACGGCAGCGGCAGCGGCAGCGGCGGUGGUUGUGGUGGUAUUUACGGCACCGAUUUGCGCUGAUUGCGGGACAUCGGUUGGAAAUUUCCAUUCUGAGUGGAUGUGAAUUUCGAGUGCGCUGAAGUGAAGUGGACCAAAAACAAAAACAAAAAAAAAAAAAACAAAA
Molecule: messenger RNA, 972 nt
Organism: Rhagoletis zephyria (snowberry fruit fly)
Lineage: Eukaryota; Metazoa; Arthropoda; Insecta; Diptera; Tephritidae
Source: RefSeq, a predicted model, not a curated record